Messenger RNA from Lachnellula hyalina, 4392 nucleotides. Its product is annotated as ZEB2-regulated ABC transporter. The transcript has 13 exons. The record is from RefSeq and is a predicted model, not a curated record. Gene Ontology annotation, cellular component: membrane. NCBI's taxonomy places the organism in Eukaryota, Fungi, Ascomycota, Leotiomycetes, Helotiales, Lachnaceae. The coding region runs from base 1 to 4392 and encodes 1463 amino acids. Gene Ontology annotation, biological process: transmembrane transport. Gene Ontology annotation, molecular function: ABC-type transporter activity; ATP binding; ATP hydrolysis activity.
AUGGAACCCGAAGUCUGCCUGAAUCCUUUCCGAGGCGUUCCUGCCGGGUCUCCCCUUGAUCCUGCCAGCGAUUCCUUCAGCGCAAAGAAAUGGCUCUCGAACCUGAUCGGCUUCGUGGCCAAGGACCCAGAGAAGUACCCGUACCGCUUCACCGGACUCACAUUCAGGAACUUGGAUGUCUAUGGCUAUAGGAACCACUCGGACUACCAGAAGACCGUGGGCAAUAUUUUCCUCGAGGUCGGGCAUCUGUUUCGCUCCUUGGUGGGAACUGGAAAGCAGAAAGUGCAGAUAUUGAAAGGCUUUGAUGGCAUCGUGGAGAAUGGGCAGAUGCUGCUUGUGCUCGGUCGUCCGGGAAGUGGCUGUUCCACACUUCUAAAGACGAUAUCCGGCGACACCGGCGGGUUCCAUGUCGAGGAGCACUCCCAGCUCAACUACCAAGGCAUCUCUGCGCAUAAGAUGCACACACAGUUUCGCGGAGAGGCACUCUACAUGGCAGAGAACGACGUCCACUUCCCGCAGCUUACAGUCGGCCAGACUCUGCUAUUCGCCGCAAAAGCUCGAGCACCGCGCGACUAUACCUUUCCCGGAGUUACUCGAGACAUGUACGCCACACAUAUGAGAGAUGUGAUCAUGGCAACAUUUGGUUUGCGCCAUACCCUGGAUACGAAUGUCGGGAAUGAUAUAAUGCCUGGUGUCAGCGGAGGUGAGAGGAAACGAGUUAGCAUUGCAGAAGCUACGUUGAGCGGGAGUCCGUUGCAAUGCUGGGAUAACAGUACCAGAGGACUCGACAGUGCAAAUGCCCUGGAGUCUUGCAAGCAUUUGAGGAUUUCAGCAGACAUGGCAGGGUCGACGAUUCUGGUAUCUCUCUACCAAGGAUCUCAAGAAGCGUACGACCUUUUCGACAAAGUAACAGUACUCUACGCUGGACAACAGAUAUAUUUUGGCCCCAGUAAUGCAGCAAAAGCCUAUUUCACCAAUAUGGGCUUUGUAUGCGCUCCAAGACAGACAACGGCUGACUUUUUGACAUCCCUGACUAGCCCUAGCGAGCGUUUGAUCAGACCUGGAUUCGAACAUCGGACACCACGUACCGCUGCGGAGUUUGUUACGGUCUGGCAGAGUAGCAAUGAAUACGGACAAUUAUUGGAAUAUAUAGCGGCUUAUAACGAGAGUCAUCCGGUUGGAUGCAGGUCUGCUGCUGAUUUUGCGGCUUCAAGAAGUCUACAACAAGCUAAACACCACCGUGUUGAAUCGCCUUAUACUCUCUCCGUCAAUCAGCAGAUCAAGUUGUGUGUCGGGCGUGGCAUCCAACGGCUGAAAGGAGAUGCCAGCGUUACAAUCUCUGGUGUUGUUGCUAAUAGUAUAAUGGCCCUCGUUGUGGGAAGUAUAUUUUACAACAUGGAAGAUAGUACGGCGGAUUUUCAUAGCAGAUCCGUACUGCUCUUCUUUGCGAUUCUUCUUAAUGCUUUUGCUAGUGCACUCGAGAUUAUUAUUCUUUUCGAUCAACGUCCUAUUGUUGAAAAGCACGCCAGAUACGCUCUAUAUCACCCUUUCACAGAGGCAAUUUCAUCCGCUCUCUGUGACUUGCCGUACAAAAUCUGCAACUCCAUCGCGUUCAACCUAGUGCUCUACUUCAUGACGAACUUGAGAAGGACACCAGAAGCAUUCUUUGUUUUCAUCACCUUUUCGUUCUUCACAACUUUAUCAUUGUCUAUGGUCUUCCGGACUAUUGGGGCUACUUCUCGGAGCUUGGCCCAAGCACUAGCUCCAGGAGCAAUUUUCAUUCUAGCGCUAAUGGUUUAUACCGGAUUCGUAAUUCCAGUGCCAAACAUGGUGCCUUGGUUUCGCUGGAUCAACAAGGUGAACCCGAUUGCAUACGCCUUUGAGAGUCUGAUGAUCAACGAGUUUCACGGCCGAAAUUUUAAAUGUGGUACCUUUGUUCCACAAGGACCUCAGUACGGCAAUGUUGGAGACCUCAAUCGAAUCUGCGCUACAGUUGGUGCUCAAGUUGGGUCAGAUUUUGUUUCUGGAACCGAUUUCAUCAGACUGAGUUACAAUUAUGAGCGUUCUCAUAUGUGGAGAAACUUUGCGAUUAUUGUUGCGUUCUUUGUCUUCUUCACGGGUACUUACUUGAUUGCUACAGAGUUCAUCACCGAGAAGAAGUCCAAAGGAGAAGUACUUCUUUUCCGGCGAAUUAACAAACCUCGCCUCACGAAUUCCAGCGACCCUGAAAACCCUCAAACAGCCCCAGGAACGCUAGAUCCUAUUGUACGGGAUCCUCCGAGAGGAAUAUCUGGGACCAUUGAACAUCAAACCUCGAUCUUUCAUUGGAGAAACAUAUGCUAUGAUAUCAAGAUAAAGAAGGAAAACCGCCGGAUCCUAAAUCAUGUCGAUGGUUGGGUGAAGCCAAGAAGUUUGACUGCGCUUAUGGGGCCGUCUGGAGCCGGUAAGACAACCUUACUCGAUGUUCUAGCUGCUAGAGACACCAUCGGCAUCGCGUCUGGAGGAGCUCUGGUUGACGGUCACCAGCGUGAUAUAUCCUUCCCACGCAAGACUGGAUACGCCCAACAACAAGAUAUCCACCUGGAAACCAUGACUGUUCGAGAAGCACUCCAAUUCAAUGCCCUAAUGUGCCAGCCGAAGAGUUUAGUAAAGAAGGAGAAGCUUGCCUAUGUUGAGGAGGUUAUCAAGCUUCUGAAAAUGGAGUCGUAUGCCAACGCAAUCAUAGGACCUCCUGGAGAAGGGCUUAAUAUCGAGCAGCGAAAGAAAUUGACGAUUGCUGUUGAGCUCGCAGCAAGACAUCAACUGUUACUGUUUCUCGAUGAACCCAGUUCGGGACUAGAUAGCCAAACCGCUUGGGCCGUCUUGGAUCUUCUGCAGGAACUGACAUACCACGGUCAGGCCAUUCUUUGCACCAUCCAUCAACCGUCUGCCAUGUUGUUCCAAAGAUUCGAUCGCCUUUUGCUGCUAGCUCCUGAAGGAAAGCCUGUCUAUUUUGGCCAGAUUGGCUAUGAGGCGUCGACUGUCAUUAGCUAUUUCGAGCGAAAUGGAGCAAAGCCAUGUCCCGCUGAUGCAAAUCCUGCCGAAUGGAUCAUGGAAGCUCUUGGAUGCGCACCAGGUCAUCAGAGUACAAUCGACUGGCCUGAAGUAUGGCGAACCAGCCCUGAAUACGUUCAUGUUCAACACGAAUUGGAUAAAAUGGAGAGACAAAAUCUACGAUCAAGUACGAUUGUAUCAGCUGCCACAAAUGAGCAUGGAGAGUAUGCGGCUUCUUUUCAGGUACAGCUUUGGGAGUGUUUCAAGCGAGUUAAUAAGCAGUACUGGAGAAGUCCCUCGUAUAUAUACUCGAAAGCAGCACUGUGUACUUUAGCUCCAUUAUUCCUGGGGUUUUCAUUCUACAAAGCAGAUAAUUCCUUGCAGGGUUUGGAGAGCCAGACUUUUAGCAUUUUCAUGCUUCUUACACAAUCCUCCAAUCUGGUUCCUCAAAUUCUUCCAAAUUUUUGUAUCCAGCGAUCUUUAUACGAACGCCGAGAACGACCUGCAAAGACUUACUCAUGGAAAGUAUUUAUACUAUCCAAUAUAUUGGUUGAGCUACCUUGGAAUACACUGAUGUCAUUCAUUAUCUUCAUAUCCUGGUAUUACCCAAUCGGCCUGUACAGGAAUGCAGAACCAUCGCAUGCGGUCAUUGAGAGGGGGGUUACCAUGUUCCUUCUGAUGUGGGUGUAUAUGAUGUACACCAGCACAUUUGCCCAUAUGGUUCAAGCUGGGGUUGAACUGGCGGCAAUGGCUGGAAAUUAUGCCAAUUUGCUGUUUAUCCUAACUCUGAUAUUUUCCGGCCUCCUCGUCAAUGCCGAUGCUCUUCCAGGUUUCUGGAUCUUCAUGUACCGCGUUUCCCCUUUUACGUACCUCAUUAGUGGCAUCCUGUCGGUUGGAUUGGCCAACGCACCUGUCAGCUGCUCGAAGAUCGAGCUCCUCCACUUUGACCCUCUCCCCGGCAUGACGUGUGGCUCUUAUCUAAAGUCAUAUAUCGAAACUGCAGGUGGUCGAGUUAUGAACCCAGACGACCAUUCUGCUUGCUCGUUUUGCCAGGUUGAUAAUACAAACGAUUUUUUGAAGUCGCUGCGUAUCUACUACGAUGAUCGAUGGACAAACUUUGGCAUUUUGUGGAUUUACGUCCUGUUUAAUGUCUGUGCUGCUAUAUUCCUGUACUGGAUGUUCAGAGUGCCCAAGAAGAUCAAGAAAGGAACACCAGAGGAUAUUUCGGACCCCCCACUUCCACAAUCAGAGCCUGAUGAUGUAAAGAAGGAUUUGGAUCUUGAUGAAGAAGAAUUUCGCGAGGCAAUUCUGAAGAUGAGAUCAAUGGUAGAUGAGGGGGAAUUUGUUGGUUCUUUGUGA